CGGAAUGGGAGGUGCGGCUAACUUUCUUCUGCGUCCCGGCGGUAGCGCAGCGCCCAACAUCCUCCGAUCUCAGCCCCUUCCCCAGCUCCUUUUCCGGUGGCGCUCAGAUUCCUGAACUUUCUCUGCAUCUAGGCCAUUUUCCCUGCGUGUUGUCCUUUUGACCUCUUGACCUCUGACGCAAAGGUUAAAGGACCGGACCUGCCCUGCAAACCUCCGGGUCCUCCUCGAGUCAGCUGCAACCCCGCCCGUUUCUACACUUCAGGCCUGUUCUUUCAGCUUCCUGCAUACCCCACUCGACACCCCCACCCCCGGCACCAUCCCCCCCAGUUCUGUAACUCAGCUCUAAAACCUUCAAGAUCUCCAUUCUCCAGACCAAUUCAUUUCGGAGACUCGGUCCCUCUCCCAUUUGCUACCUUUCAGCCCAUGCCGUAGAUCCUGAAAUGAUUUCUCCCUGUCACUCUCCUCCCCUGGAGCUUCCUCCAGAAACCCCUGCACCCCAGGGUCUCACGAUUCCUCCUCCCCAACACCCGAAUUUCCUCGACUUAGCGUCUUCACCCCCUUCCUGCAGUCUCCAGGCCCCUACUCCCCCACCACCCCCGCUGCCACCUCCUGCCCCUGCCCUGGGGGCUGCUCCCCCUCUCGUCUUUGGCCUGGAGAAGAGUCAGCUCCUGAAGGAGGCCUUGGAGAAGGCUGGCCCAGUCCCCAGUUGCAGAGAGGACGUGAAGAGGCUCCUGAAGCUACACAAGGACCGUUUCAGGAGUGACUUGCAGUGGAUCCUUUUCUGUGCCGACCUGCCCUCCCUCAUCCAAGAAGGCCCUCAAUGCGGGCUUGUGGCGCUGUGGAUGGCAGGCCCUCUCCUCUUGCCCCCCAACGGGGUCCCCCUGGAGAGAAUCGUGCGGGUGGCCUUGGAGCGAGGCUACACGGCCCAGGGGGAGAUGUUCUCGGCGGCCAACAUGGGCAGGCUGGCCAGGGAGGUGCUGGGCUGCCACGCCGAGCUGCUCUGCGGAGGCCUGGGCAGCCCCAACAGAGACCGCAUCCUGCGGCACCUGGUGGCCGGGCAGCCCCUGCUCAUCCCCUACGACGAGGACUUCAACCACGAGCCAUGCCAGAGGAGGGGCCACAAGGCCCACUGGGCAGUGAGUGCAGGGGUCCUGCUGGGGGUGCCAGGUGUGCCAAGCCUUGGCUAUGCUGAGGACCAUGAGCUGCCAGGCCUGUUCCACCCAGUGCCCAGCACGGCGUGCCAGCCACCAUCGCUGCCAGAGGAGGGGUCCCCGGGCGCCGUGUACCUUCUCUCCAAGCAAGGCAAGAGCUGGCACUACCAGCUGUGGGACUACGACCAAGUCCGGGACAGCAACCUGCAGCUGACAGACCUCUCACCUUCCAGGGCCGCUGACGGCCGGGAGUACGUGGUGCCCGCCGGUGGGGUGAGGGCCGGCCUCUGCGGCCAGGUGCUGCUCCUCACGCCACGGGCCCAGGCCACAGCCUGACUCCCGCCGUUUGCAAAGUGCUUUGCAGCAGCCUGGAUCUCAGAGGACCUCCAGCUAGAGGCCCCCCUGUAGGGGACCCCCUGCUCCCCCCAGGCAUCAUCCCAGUGCCUCCCACGGCCCUGCAGGGCGCACCCACCGUGUGGGGCUGGGGUCCCAGCAAGGGGAUGGAGACUGCCAGCAGCUCAGCGCCCAGGCCAUGCCCAUCACGGCCACCACCCUCUCCUCAACCACCGUGUGCUCUGGACAUCUGCAAGAGCCCCUCACUGCAGCCCCCUGCUGUCUCCCUGCCCCCCACUUCUGUUCACACAGGACAGGGCCCCUUAAAAGGCAAACCCAAGGUUGUACACUUGCAGCUUCCAGGUGUAUGGGAUUCUUUGAACACAGAGAGCAGUCACAUUCUACUGUAGGAGCUGCUGUCUGUCCAUGUCAGAGCAAAUUAAAGUCAAUUUAAAUGACAAACCAGGCCUUGCUGGAGAAACUUCCAGCAGCUGUCCUUGCUCCAGGACCAGG
Molecule: messenger RNA, 1997 nt
Organism: Condylura cristata (star-nosed mole)
Lineage: Eukaryota; Metazoa; Chordata; Mammalia; Eulipotyphla; Talpidae
Gene: ACTMAP
Product: chromosome unknown open reading frame, human C19orf54
Exons: 7
Coding region: 441-1487 (348 amino acids)
Source: RefSeq, a predicted model, not a curated record